AUGGAUCGCAGUUUGGACGAAAUCAUCUCUGCGCGGCCUCAGAAACAGAGUCGUCGGGGACGAGGCAGUCGGAACACAAGCAAUGCUCCUCCACGCGAUGGUGUGAAAAAGUCAUAUCGCGACCGUGUUGAUCUGGAUCGUGAUUGGGUUCAUGAUCGUUUUGAUGAUGACAAUGGAGACUCCCGCUCUCACCGACGUGAUAACCGAGUCAGAAGAGACCGUGCUUCGCCGGAUAGUGAGCAACCAGCUCGAUUGCGCAUCGACAAUCUCCACUAUGACUUGACCGAAGAAGACCUCGAGGGUCUGUUUAGUGGAAUCGGACCAGUUUCACGAGUACGUAUCGACUAUGACCGUGCUGGCCGCUCGGAAGGAGUUGCCACUGUUACAUAUCAGUACCUGGAAGACGCCAAACAGGCUAUUCGGGAGUUUGACGGCGCCAAUGCCAAAGGCCAACCAAUUCGGUUGACUCUCUUGCGGGGAGGAGCUAAAGCAGAGAAACCAAAGAGUCUUUUUGAACGGAUCGAGCGGCCCCACGACAGGGCUGAGCGCAGCCUUAGCCCGGACGACGAGGGAGCCAAUAAUGCAGGUGGACGACGUCGUCGAGGCGGGCGUGGACGAGGAGGAGCCGGGCGUCGCAGCGAUGUCUCCAAACCUGCCCCAGAGCACAUUGACCGGUACGUGCCAGGUCAAGACUCGUCAAAUCGCCGAAACACAGGUCGUCGACCGGGUGAGCGUCGAGAUGAGAAACGCAAAGACGGAGGAGGAGGAGGUCGCCAAAAUGGUGCCCGACCCCGAAAAACGCAGGAGGAGCUCGACCAGGAAAUGGAUGAUUAUUGGGGAACUUCUGCCGCUACCGCUGGCGCUGGCGCUGAGACGGUCGUCACUGCACCGGCGACUACUACCACGAAUGAGCCAGCUGCAGCUGGUGACGAUGACAUUGACAUGAUUGAAUGA
This is a messenger RNA of Talaromyces atroroseus, 954 nucleotides long. RefSeq lists its product as hypothetical. Gene Ontology annotation, biological process: mRNA export from nucleus. The transcript is spliced from 7 exons. NCBI's taxonomy places the organism in Eukaryota, Fungi, Ascomycota, Eurotiomycetes, Eurotiales, Trichocomaceae. The record is from RefSeq and is a predicted model, not a curated record. Gene Ontology annotation, molecular function: mRNA binding. Gene Ontology annotation, cellular component: nucleus. The coding region runs from base 1 to 954 and encodes 317 amino acids.